This is a messenger RNA of Gongylonema pulchrum, 171 nucleotides long. NCBI's taxonomy places the organism in Eukaryota, Metazoa, Nematoda, Chromadorea, Rhabditida, Gongylonematidae. The record is from the annotation of a GenBank genome assembly.
GAGGGUUCGCUGUAUCUGGAAUGCACGCAUCAUUUGCGUUGUUCGGAAGCGGAUCGUGCACGCUGGUUUGAGAUGCGUCGGCAUUCCAUGAAUUUAUUGCAACUGGGAAAUAUUGCGCGUGAAGACGGCUACAUCCUCCAGUUUGUUUCUCUGUGCUUGUUUGUAGUUUAA